AUGAAUGGCCUCGCAUCCUCUCCAAUGGGCACCAUGUAUGUGCGUGCACUGUACGACUACGAUGCCGACGAUCGCACCAGUCUGAGCUUCCGACAAGGCGACAUCAUCCAGGUCAUCACCCAGCUCGAGAGUGGCUGGUGGGACGGCAUUAUUCGCGGCGUGCGAGGAUGGUUUCCCAGCAACUACUGCGAGCUCAUCGCACAACCCCAAGACGUCGCCCCUCUGCCUGCCCAUCUGUCAGACCCCCAUGCGCACUCGCACACCCAUCUGGACGACACGGCCUCCGAGUCUUCUUACCGUCAUGUCGACUCCGCACCAGACACCCAGGAAGAAGCUGCCUUCUGGAUCCCGCAGGCCACACCCGACGGCCGGCUCUUUUACUUUAACACCUUGACUGGUGUCAGCACAAUGGAACUGCCUCUGGAGAACCCCACCAUGCAGUCCGAACCAGGUCCCCACGACAAGUACCACGUGCUUCAACCCGACCAAUCUCGUCCUCCGCCCGAGAUGCUUGCACGUGGCUACGAACGUGCCGAGUCCGAGGCCGACUACGAGUCUGCGAGCGAGGCUGACAUGACCCGCUCGAGAACUUCUUUGCGCAAUCGAGGCUCGUAUGUCUCGAACGCCCUCUCUCCCGCAACUUCGUCCGAAUCGCUCAGGACUUCCUCUCCUCUGACUAGAUCACGCACCAAUGUCGCCGACAUGUCCAACUCCGCCUAUCUCAAUCAAGCCAACAUGCCCAACAUGCCCAACGGUAUCGGCAUGACAUCCUUCAUCAACAGUCCCAUGACACCCGCACAAAAGGACGGUCUAGCCAUUUCGCGUCGCUGUUUCGACGACUCUCAGACCGUUCUGCUUACUUGGAAUACUCUGGUUGAGGACAUGCGCCGAGCCGUCCAGCGUUACCGCGAAUCGAUCGACAACAGCUACAAGGGAGAGUUUGUCAAAAGAGCCGAGGACAUAUCAGAUCACCUUCGUCUGUUGCUCGCCGCCGGCUCUGGUACCACUGACAACCAUUCCGGCAAUCCUUCAAUCAUCUCGACCAACAAAGCUUUGUACCCACAUUUCAGAGAGAUGAUGUCUAGCUUCUCCAAACUGGUUCUGUCCUCUCAUUUCGCUGCAGCAGAUUUUACAACUCCGGAUUCAUACUCCAAGUGCUUGCAGGAGGCAGAAGGCUUGCUUCAUGGUGUCUAUGGGUAUGUUGAGGUUGCGCGCCAGCAACGGGGCGAAGAGAUCCCACGUCUUACUCCUGGCUUUGUAUCAGGCAUCCGAUCAGGUGCGAGCUGGCAGAACAACGGGUUGGUCCUGGGCGACCCUUCCGCUGCAUCACAGCCCUUCCUACAGCAAGACACAGAUACCCUUAUCGAGCCUUCUGCGCGUCUCGACCAGACCCUGCUGGAACGCAUGGAUGAUAUGAGAAAGAACGUCUCCAUCAGUAUCCGCCGCCUGGACAAGCAUCUCGCGUUCGAUGACAAAUUGGUUACACCCAAGAAACACAAAAAGGCCAGCCAGUUGAUCUCCCAGGACGCCACUAGAGUCAUUGAAGCCUGCCGUCCAUACUUUGCAGUAGUUGAAAGCAUCAAUCUGGCACCGCUUGGGUCUACCUUCAAGAACCCUCAGAUUAUCGAUUUCAGUACACAGAAGCAGAAGUUCUACGACAAUGCUUCAGAGUUGGUCCUUGCCUGCCAGACUGUUGCUAGUCCUCUGAGUGACGAGUGGUCUGAUCAUCGCGGCAGUUCGCUCGAAGAACGCAUCACUCAUGUCAAAAUCGUUUCGCGCGAGCUCGACAACUCUUCCAGUCAAUUGCAGUUCUCUCUCCAACUAUUGGCGGAAAUGAUGCCACAGGAUUCCGCUGCAAUGCCGAACGAAGACCAUCACAACGCCAACAACUCAUAUCCCGAGGAGCCACGAGGUGUAUCGACCUUGAGAGGCAAGCCUAAUGGUCUGGGUCCAGCAAAGAGCUUCGUCGACGGCCCCGAGCCGACUGUCGAAACUCCACGUCUUGCUGACAAUUCAAAACUGAAGCGCUUCUUUGGUGAGAUGCCUGCACCGAUACAACAGGAAGAUGUCCCCGAUUUCUUAAAGCUAGAUCACGAAGGCGAGAUCGCUUACGACAACAAGGUUCACCCAGCUCAACUGCGUGGUGGAACACUCACAGGUCUGGUCGAGCAGCUCACACGACACGACCGAUUGGACUCGCCAUUCAACAAUACGUUCCUGCUGACCUACCGUUCCUUCACAUCUGCAAGUGAAUUGUUCGAGAUGCUGGUCAAGAGAUGGAAUGUGCAGCCCCCAUACGGCUUGAAUCCCCAUGAUCUCGAGACUUGGGUCAACAAGAAGCAAAAACCUAUCCGGUUCCGUGUGGUCAACAUCCUCAAGAGUUGGUUUGACAACUACUGGAUGGAAGAGAAUAGCGAAGUGAAUCAGCAGCUCAUGCAGAGAGUGUACUCGUUUGCGAAAGAGACCGUUGCUUCGGGUAGCACUCCUGGCGCUGGUCCCUUGAUGACUGCCAUCGAGCAGCGAAUGCGUGGACAGGAUGCUCCUGGAAAGCGAUUGGUCUUGACGCUGAACUCAGAGAAGACUCCUACACCAAUCAUACCGAAGAACAUCAAGAAGCUGAAAUUCCUUGACAUUGAUGCCUUGGAGUUCGCCAGACAACUCACUAUCAUUGAGUCAAGAUUGUACUGCAAGAUCAAGCCCACUGAAUGUCUUAACAAGACAUGGCAAAAGAAGCUCCAGCCUAAUGAGCCUGACCCGGCUGCUAAUGUCAAGGCUCUGAUUCUGCAUUCCAACCAGCUCACUAACUGGGUUGCUCAAAUGAUCCUCACACAAGCCGACGUUAAGAGGCGUGUCAUCGUCAUCAAACAUUUUGUGGCAGUUGCAGAUAAAUGUCGACAACUAAACAACUUCUCCACUCUUACAUCGAUCAUAUCGGCGUUGGGCACAGCACCCAUUCAUCGUCUAGGUCGAACCUGGGCUCAGGUCAAUCAAAAGACUCAAGCAGUAUUGGAGGUCAUGCGCAAGUUGAUGGGCAGUACCAAGAACUUUUCGGACUACAGAGAGACUUUGCACAAGGCAAACCCUCCUUGUAUCCCAUUCUUUGGUGUCUAUCUGACUGAUUUGACUUUCAUCGAGGAUGGUAUCCCUUCAGUCAUCAAGAAGACCAACCUCAUCAAUUUCGCCAAGCGUAGUAAGACCGCGGAGGUUAUUCGCGACAUUCAACAGUACCAGAACGUUCCCUACCCACUGCAGCCUGUUCCGGAGCUUCAGGACUACAUUCUCACAAAUAUGCAAACGGCGGGCGACGUGCAUGAGAUGUACGACCGCAGUUUGGCAGUCGAGCCCAGAGAAAGGGAAGACGAGAAGAUUGCCCGGUUGCUUUCCGAGUCGGGAUUCUUGUGA
Molecule: messenger RNA, 3402 nt
Organism: Aureobasidium pullulans EXF-150
Lineage: Eukaryota; Fungi; Ascomycota; Dothideomycetes; Dothideales; Saccotheciaceae
Product: guanine-nucleotide dissociation stimulator CDC25
Exons: 5
Coding region: 1-3402 (1133 amino acids)
Biological process (GO): Ras protein signal transduction; positive regulation of GTPase activity
Cellular component (GO): plasma membrane
Molecular function (GO): protein binding; guanyl-nucleotide exchange factor activity
Source: RefSeq, a predicted model, not a curated record